Messenger RNA from Cladocopium goreaui, 1215 nucleotides. Lineage: Eukaryota; Dinophyceae; Suessiales; Symbiodiniaceae. The record is from the annotation of a GenBank genome assembly.
AUGAUGAGAGAUACUGCUUUGCUGUUUGGAGACCGGCUACACCGUGAUGUGCAACUCAUGGUGGAUCUAGGUAGUGCCAUGGCAGAUGAACGUUUGCCCGCUGAGCCCGGGGCACCAAGCCCACGGCAGCGCAUUGACAGAUGCGUCCAGGCUCUGAAGGAUGCCGCGGGCGAAGAGGUCUUGGCCAACGCCGCCGGUGUUGUGGCCAUGUUCACGGCGAUGACUAUGGUGGUGGAUGCCACCUGGGAAGAGAAACCUGGCAGCGUUCUGUCCUUGCAUUCAAGGAUAGCCAGGGAACCAGGAUGCUUCAGAGCCGGUCCCGGUCCUUUGAACGAUGUGUACAGCGUAGGAAAGCAGGAGGCCAUGAAGGCGGCCAACGACAAGCUCUUGAAGCACCUUUGUGGCCAGGGUGACUUCCUGCAGAGCAAGAGACGCUGCCUCGUUGUGCAUGAGACGUUCUUUUGCCUGGCCAACUGCGCAGGUUGCCUGGAGUUCCAUGCCAAGGGGCGAGAGAAGAAGGUGAAGGACGCUUGGGCGGAAAUUUUUGAAGAAGACCACACCUUCGGCACCGCGCAGGACUGUGCAGGUCUUGGGGUUCUCGUCCAUGCGGUGGCCAACCAGCAGCACGUGCUCACGGAGAAGUUUUACUUCCAAGCCGCGGACUUCUUGUGGAAGGUCCUGUCCGAUGCAGGCGAACUGCCCGAGGCUGUGAAACAGCUGGAGGGCAAGGAGCUAAAGGAGGAAAAGUGCAUUCGCCUCUGCGAGCUGCUGGACGUCAUCGCCGCCAGUGCCGGCGUCAGGUCCUACCACCGGGCCAUGGGACUUCCCAUGCCGCAGCUGCCGCAGCUGCCGCCGGAGGAUCAGGCGCCACUCUUCAGUCGCGUCACCGAGAUUUGUUCCAGCGGCCUGCGGUGGGAUCCGGCCAUUGCCUGGGCACCGCGCAUGCAGGGCAAAGAUGUGAACCUGAAGGUCUACAAGAAGUUGGGCAUGGAACGGAGCCCGGUGAUCGCGGGGAUGAGCUCCCCAGAGAAUCCCAACAGCAAGUGGGAAGGAGCAUUGACGACGGCGUACCACUGGUUCCAUUGGACCUCCGUGGCAUAUCCCCCGAAUUUCGCCCUUUUUCAGUUGAAACCCUUCGUGGGUUCCAAGAUCAGCCGUGCUGACAUGGAGAGCAUUGCGUCAGCCUACACUACUGGAAUUCAUUGUGUUUUCUGA